GAAUCUUUUAGGUGUUGGUUGCUUUUCUGCCUCUCCUUUUACCCCAUCCCCCUCUCCUUUUUCUUUUUUUUUGAUUUUUUUUUAUUCAUUUUUUUUUGCCUUUCUUAUUCUUCAUUAUCAUAAUCAUCAUCAUCAUCACUACCACACUUUCAACCUAUCUUUCUAUCUAAAUAUCAUAUAAACGAAACUCAAUAAAAUCAUGGCUGAUAUCAUUUCCUCUCCUCGCUCACGACCUGCGUCUCUUCGCCAGGUGCGAAGAAAGGAUCCUAAUGGCUCUUCCUCCCGCCCUUCGUCUCGGCCUUCGUCUCGGCCUUCUUCUCGACCACCCUCGCCACCCGCACCUUCUUCUCCUCUUAUUGGACCCGUUGGAAAUGAUUCGGAAGUGAUUGCAACAGCGUUGGUUAUCAAAAAUAUUCCUUUCUCAGUCAAGAAAGAUGCCCUGUUGGCUAUGCUGAGUGCUCUGGAUACUCCUCCACCUUAUGCAUUCAACUACCACUUUGAUAACGGUGUAUUCCGUGGUCUGGCAUUCGCAAACUACCGCACCGCUCAAGAGACCGAGAUCGUAGUCAAGGCAUUGAACGGACUCGAGGUUGGGGGCCGCAAGAUCCGUGUCGAGUACAAGAAGGUGCUUCCAACUGCGCUUGAAAAAGAAAAGGAAGACAGAAAGCGAGACUCAGCAGAGAUGAUAAUUCCUCCAUUGGUCUCCUCAUUGUCCCAGUCGCUAAUCGAGCGCAAAUCAUCUAGCCAUUCUUUGCGCCAGAUGUCCAACGCACAGUCCUCCUCUUCUUCCUCUCAACCUACUUACGAUGACUCCCUUGAUUUAAACGACCCGGCUGUACUUCAGCUGUAUGACCUUAUGCUCGUUUUCCGAUGUGACCAGAACCGCCAUGAGAUGGGUCUGUCGAAAUCCAUGGGCCUGAAGGAACGACGAGACGCUCACAUCAUUGCUGAGAAACUCGGUCUUUCGCACUACUCUGAAGGAUUUGGCCCUGAUCGCCAAAUCUUCAUUGCCAAGAAGACUAGCAAUAAUGGUUCACAGCACUUGCGUAAAACAUCGCGUGUGAAUCUGCGUCCGAGCACCAGCCGCGAUCGGCUUAGUCAAUUGUCAGAAGGAGGCAAGAGAGAUAGCAGCUAUUAUAGAAAGACAACAUUGCAUUCUUCUUAUCCUAUGUCUGAUUCAGCCUCUAACGGUUCUGGUAGUGGAGCCUCCACUCCUUCUUCCAGCGGAAUAAUUCACCCAAUUCGCCAGCCGAGAGGCCCCGAGCCAGACAAGAAUUUUGCUUCCCGAAGAAAUGCCCAGGCACAACAAUUGGCAGAGGCACUGUCCCGCCAUCACAUCACAAAUGUGGGUGCCUAAAAAUCAACGCAACGCAACACGAACAAUUGAAUGAACAAAUGAACAAACGAACAAACGAACAAAUUAGUUAGUGAUGACC
Phycomyces blakesleeanus NRRL 1555(-) is the source of this 1436-nucleotide messenger RNA. RefSeq lists its product as hypothetical. Gene Ontology annotation, molecular function: RNA binding. The transcript is spliced from 6 exons. Lineage: Eukaryota; Fungi; Mucoromycota; Mucoromycetes; Mucorales; Phycomycetaceae. Bases 200 to 1357 code for a protein of 385 amino acids. The record is from RefSeq and is a predicted model, not a curated record.